AGAGAAAAAGAAAUUGGGAUAUAGAAUACCCAUCCUUUCCAGGAGAGCAUCCACCGCAGUUCAGAAGAGCAGGUCUCAGGACAGUAGGGGCAGCUGCUUCCCUCUCAGAAGCGUGGCUCAGGUGUGAAGAAGGAUUUCAGGAUACUCCUGGGACUUCGUCAUUAGCAGCUGAAAAGAAGAAUAUUACAGAAAAGCACCUUGAAUUGUUUGCUAGCCCCAAGAAAGAAACUGCCACAUCUAAGAGUACCAGUGCGCUUACAGAUAUAACUUCUAGUUCCAGUGGAAGUGAUCGGUCAGAUGAAGAAGAACUACAGUUUGUGGACUGGGAGAGUGCCAGUGACAAGGACGACACCAGCGAAUGUAAUGAGUUCGAGGAUGGCGAGAGCGCUGUGGAAAUAUCAGACUGUGCUUCUGGUGCAAGCAGUCCUUUGACGAGGGAAGAGAGGGUAUCUGAGCUUCCUAAGGUCAGGUCCAGCUCUGACUCCUCCGGGUUAAAGAACAUGCCGGGCUUCUUGGUCAUCAUCUUGGUGUACAUGGCCUCGUUGACCUGCACUCGUAUCAUCAGCUCAUUGCACUCGCACUGCUUCUGGAAGAUGUCUCCAGCCAUGUUGGGGAACUGCAAAUGCACCUCGACCUUGUGCUUCUUUAGGCCUUUGCCACAGCGCAGGAUGAAGGGCACCCCAUCCUACCUCUCGUGCUCCACAAAGAGGAUAACAGCUGCAAAGACAAGUUCUACAGAAAUCUUGGAGUAUUCAUCAGAUAGCGAAAAUAAAGAUGACCCAGAGAAUGUCUUGUCCAUUGAUUCAGAAUCCUGUCACAACUACCACAUGGAUCUUGGAUCAGGUGGAAGACAGGUUAUGGAGAGAAGGAUAAUCCCAAGGGUGAAAUCUACAGAUAACAUUUUGUAUACACCCCAGAAACAGGUGAAGUUGCCCAGGACUCCUGAAAAUUCAGCAAAGAAGAAGAAACUUUCAAGAGGCGGGCUAGCAGAAAGACUAAAUGGACUGCAGAAUCGAGAGAGAUCUGCCAUUUCCUUGUGGAGGCAUCAGUGUGUUUCAUACCAAAAGAUACUUUCAGGCAACAGAUCCGGUAUAUUAACUGUGAAAAUUCUAGAGCUGCAUGAAGAGUGCACCAUCCAGGUUGCCAUGUGUGAGCAGUUAGUGGGACUGCAGGCUGACGGCCCUUUCCAAGGUGAGGCCUUCGGGACUGGCCUAAAGGUUCUCUUCACCGAGGAGACGGCACACCAUCUCAGGGCACGUCCCCAAGACAUCAUCCAUAUCUACCCUCCCUGGCAAAAGCUUAUUAUCCCAAAUGGAAGUUGCCCUGUUAUUCUGAACACUUAUUUCUGUCAGAAAGUUGUUGCCAAAGAAGAUUCAGGAACAACACAUGAAGUGAACUUUUGGGACAUACCCCUUCCAAGAAGAAACAUCACUUUGGCCCAGAUGUUUAGAUUUAAGAGUCUAACAGAGAAUUCACCUGAAAGCCAGGUUAUGUGUAGUCUCACCACUGUGAGGACAGAAUGGGCCCACAAGCACAAAGAAGCAAAACAGCACCUCUCAUCUCCAGCUCCCCUGAGGGACUCUCUCCUGGAUACAGUAGAAAGCCAAGGAGCCGCCACGUGGUCAGGAGUUGGAGUCCCAGUGGUGGUGCAGAGAGUGUACUUUCUUCCCUGCAGAUAUCAGCAGGGAGGUGGCUCAGCUGCUCCACCCACCUCAGACCCACCUAGAGUUCGAUUUUGCCUCCUCGUGCAAGAUGCCUACGGAAUGUUCAGCGAAGUGCACCUAGAGGACGCCGUGUUCAAGGGCAGAGCGUUGGAAGGCAAGCCCUGCAGCCUGGCAGGGAUGAAGGUUGUACAGAAGGCCACCACAGGAAGGGCUGCAGGGCUUUUCAGUUUGAUUGACACUCUGUGGCCUCCAGCGAUGCCUCUAAAAGCGCCCGGCCACAGCCUGGCCUGUGAAGAGGUAAAAACUCAUCUGCCUCCUCCCAGCUUCUGUUAUAUCCUCACUGCUCGUCCAGGUCUGGGCCGAAUCGAUGUAAUCGAAGACCCUAUUUCCAAGCUUUACCAGCCUCCAGUCCCUCGCUUCUUAAGAGAAAUUCUCCAGACGGAUGGUCCCGGUACCCGUUGCAGUUUCUAUGCCAGAGUGAUCUACCAAAGACCGUUGCUGAGCAGUUUGGAGCAAAGAGAGAUUUGGCUGACGGUGACUGAUGUUACCCUGCAGAUGCAGGAUGGAAGUAACUCUGACUUCCCCCGAACCUUGCCAGUCUGUGUGACCCCCUCCUGUGUGCUGGGCCAGGAAGUCCUGGAGGUGCUCGCCAAGGCUACCUCUCAUAGCUUCUUCUUCAGAGAUGCUCUCCGGGACCAGGGUCGACUUGUUUGUGCUGAACGAACUGUCCUCUUGCUUCCAAAGCCCACGUCGGAUGUGGCCUCCGGUACUCACUCCUGUGAGCUGGUUGGUCCUGUGAAGCUCGAUGAACUGGAUUCUGUCACUCGGGUCAACUCCAUUUGCAGUGUUCAAGGCACGGUGGCCGCUGUGGACGAGCGCACUGCCUUCUCGUGGCCCGUGUGCGACCUGUGCGGCAACGAGAGAUUGCAGCGGAGCCCGGAAGACAGAAGUGCCUUUUCCUGUGCGGACUGCUCCCGUGUGGUCACCUCUCCUCUUCUCAGAAGGCAUCUUCAGGUCUUCCUGGACUGCCCCUCGCGACCCCAGUGCACCGUGAGGGUCAAGCUGGAGCAGAGCAGCAUCUCUUCGCUCCUGAGGUUCGCCACCUGUGAGGACGGGAGUUAUGAAGCGGAGAGUGUCAUCGGAAAGGAGGUGGGGUUGUUAAGUUGUUUUGUCCAGUCCAUAGCCACCCACCCAACUAGCUGCAUUGGAUUGGAAGAGAUUGAGCUUCUGAGUGCAGACAGAGCCUCUUGAGAUCACAGGAAUCUGCGUGUGAAGAGGCUGCAGGGGCGCUGCUGGUUUUGCUAGUUGUUUGUUAACUGGGCAAAGCGAAUGUACUGUAUGAUCUUGAACUGGAACUUAAGAUUUUUCUG
Molossus molossus (Pallas's mastiff bat) is the source of this 3034-nucleotide messenger RNA. RefSeq names its product scaffold protein involved in DNA repair (gene SPIDR). NCBI's taxonomy places the organism in Eukaryota, Metazoa, Chordata, Mammalia, Chiroptera, Molossidae. The record is from RefSeq and is a predicted model, not a curated record. Gene Ontology annotation, biological process: regulation of establishment of protein localization to chromosome; double-strand break repair via homologous recombination. The transcript is spliced from 20 exons. Bases 501 to 2915 code for a protein of 804 amino acids. Gene Ontology annotation, cellular component: nucleoplasm; nuclear chromosome.